This is a messenger RNA of Dendroctonus ponderosae (mountain pine beetle), 1388 nucleotides long. RefSeq lists its product as uncharacterized. Lineage: Eukaryota; Metazoa; Arthropoda; Insecta; Coleoptera; Curculionidae. The record is from RefSeq and is a predicted model, not a curated record. The transcript has 4 exons. Bases 79 to 615 code for a protein of 178 amino acids.
AUUUCCCACAGCUCCAUCACAGAAUUGAUAAGAUAGCGAUGGCUUCCAUCAAAGCAAAAGUGUAUUCUCUUCGACACAAUGCCAAUAAUUACUUGUGAUUGUACUGGAAAUGGAACGUGUUGUAGUGUGUGCAAAUUAAAUGUUGUUGGAUAUGUUACAGGGUGGCUAGGAGUUAUAUGGCGAAUAGUCCUAGUCGCUUUUCUCUCUACGACUCUAUCUAACAUUACGGAAUAUGACCCAAGUUUAUACUCAAUACUUUUAGCAACGUGUUUAUGCUAUGUUUUAACUUCAUUGGUGGUCAAUAGUGUAUUUAUUUAUGGAGUUUAUAAGAAAAAAAGACACUUUAUGUUGCCAUAUAUAACGCUUGCUGCUUUCGAGUUGAUCAUUGGUGUCAUUAUUUUAUCAGGAAUAAUAAUGGUAUUAUUUGCUGUAAGUGCUGUUCUAUUUGCAGUUUAUACUAUUUGCUUUGCCGUGCUGAUUAUAGGCAUCAACUUUACAUUAUGGCUAUAUACAAUUUUACUGUACAAUGACUUUGAAUACGACGCUAAGCUAACUCGAGGUGAAUUUGAUAAUAUUGCAUUAACGAGAAUGCACUCUAUCAACAGUCACACCUAAUGCAUGGAGAACAAAUUUCUUCUUGUGAAUACAUUUAAAAUAUUUUUUUCGCUCCUAUACCUGUAUUUUUACUGUAGAGCUCUUUUCUCUACGUUCAUAUUUGUGAUUAAAAUGUAUUUUAGGUGUUUUAUUUUCGUUGUAUAUUUUUGCGGUAUUUGCGAAACUUUGUUAGAAUAAUUUACCGAGCCCGUUUGUGUGCCUUGACUAAAAUAGGACGACAACCUACUAAUUACUUAAAAUUAGUUUGCAUAAGUAAUCUAAGUGCAUAUCAUAAUGCCACUUAGUUGAAAGUUAUAUAACAAGGGUGAUUGCGAAACUCUUGAUUUUAUGUUCUGUCGGAGUUCAACAAAUUUGGCCCAAUAUUGUUUAUAUUACUGGAAGUCAGAUUUUCGUACAAACUUUAUUGUAUUUUUUCUGUUUAAUUAAAAAAUAUGCAAUUAUUAAUUUAUCAUAUGAGUCAUGGGCAUAAAGAGCAAUGUAUUGGGCAAAGGACAAAAUGCGGGUUCGCUCACUUUUCCAUUUUGAAUAUUACGAUAAUUUUGCCGACAAAAGUAAAUUGAAUGCAAUACUUUACAUUAAUUUGCUUACUCAUCAAAUAUUAUAAAACGAAAAACACUUACACACUUGCAAAACAAAUUUAUAAGAAUAAAAAAUAUAAAUGUUAUUUAAAAAAUUAGUGGCCUUAGAGAAAAGUUGUCUUAGUUGCUCAAACUAGCUUAAAUAUAUUCUACGGUAAUAUAAAAAGUAAAUAAAAGUAAUUUUGCUAGCUUGUA